Molecule: messenger RNA, 888 nt
Organism: Enhydra lutris kenyoni (northern sea otter)
Lineage: Eukaryota; Metazoa; Chordata; Mammalia; Carnivora; Mustelidae
Product: probable G-protein coupled receptor 141
Exons: 1
Coding region: 1-888 (295 amino acids)
Biological process (GO): G protein-coupled receptor signaling pathway
Cellular component (GO): membrane
Molecular function (GO): oxysterol binding; G protein-coupled receptor activity
Source: RefSeq, a predicted model, not a curated record
AUGGAGUCCAACAAUAUGACCACCCUGCCAAACGCCUCAAACACAGAGCAAGGCCAUUGCAAGGGACACUGCAGGAUGAUUUUGAUAACACUCUACAGCAUGGUUUUGCUUGGAGGCACCAUGGGGACAGUACUGAUGUCACGUAUGAUGUGCAAAAGGAAAAGCCAAUCCAUGAUUGCCAUGAUCAUUCUCAAUAUCAUAGUGCUACACUCAGUUCUCCUGAUCAGCCUCCCGUUUCGCCUCAGCUAUUAUAUCUUAGGGGUGUGGGAGUUCGGAUCCUUUCUCUGCCGACUGGUCAGCAGCAUAAUAUACGGUCAUAUGUACUUCACCUUUGUUUUCUAUGUGGCCAUUGUCAUACUCCGAUUGCUCGUCUAUUUUAAGACACUCCAAAUGCAAAAGUUGCAAAAAUACCACAUGGUAGUAUUAAGCAUUGUUAUUUGGACCAUGGGCAGCCUUGUUUUUUGGCCAAUAUUACUUUUACAAUAUGGCAUACAUCCAAGCUACUCAGAAAAACCACGGUGCUUUGAGUUCUACAAAGAUCUCAACCGGGGGGAACUCAUUAUCUUGAACUACUCUAUGAUUGUCAUUAUGAUCUCAACAGUUGUUAUACUCUUUCUGAUAGAGAUGGGUGUCAUCGUUCAACUGAUAAAAGCUCUCUGGCCUGACAUGUGGGCACAUCAAGACUAUAGAGCUCAAAUCAAGAGCUUCUUCUUCCUCCUAGUAAUAGUGGUCUGUUUUAUACCCCAUCACGUAUUCCGGGUACAUUUUAUUCAAAAUUACUCAGAGAUAGACAAUUCUGAGUUAGUUCUUUAUAAUGAAAUUUUUGUUGCUUUGACUACUGUCUGUUGCCUGGAUAUGGUGUGUUUCAUAGGUGGGGUUAUCCAUUAA